Neocloeon triangulifer is the source of this 637-nucleotide messenger RNA. RefSeq names its product hematopoietically-expressed homeobox protein HHEX-like. Lineage: Eukaryota; Metazoa; Arthropoda; Insecta; Ephemeroptera; Baetidae. Gene Ontology annotation, biological process: cell differentiation; regulation of transcription by RNA polymerase II. The record is from RefSeq and is a predicted model, not a curated record. The coding region runs from base 21 to 554 and encodes 177 amino acids. Gene Ontology annotation, molecular function: RNA polymerase II cis-regulatory region sequence-specific DNA binding; DNA-binding transcription factor activity, RNA polymerase II-specific. The transcript is spliced from 4 exons.
AGAGUCGCCUGCAGUCCACGAUGAGUUUCUACAGCGACCAGACGCACCUCCACCAUCACUCUCUGCGACCCUCGUUCUUGGUCGACGACAUCCUCAAGAAAGAGCAAUCCUUCCCGACGGCUCUGCCCUUCCGUCCACUGCCCGCCUACCCGCCGCCGUGGCUCUGGAACCAACAAACUCCGUUCACCACCUAUGUGCCUCCCUACAGAGGAUUUUUGCAACCCCAAUGGUUUCACCUUCGACCCAAUAAAAGGAAAGGCGGCCAGGUUCGUUUUUCAUCCCAACAAAGUGCCCUGCUGGAAAGGAAAUUCAAAGAGCAGCAAUAUUUGAGUCCAGAACAAAGGCGUCAAUUGGCCGAGACACUCUCGUUGACUGAAAGACAGAUCAAAACGUGGUUCCAAAACAGAAGGGCAAAAUGGAGAAGAUCGAGAGAUGGAGCACAUGAAUAUGAUGGUUCAUCAGACGCAGAAUCAAAUGGCAACACUAAUGAGGAAGCUUUACCUGAGGAGGAUAAUAAGACUGUUGAUAAAUUGGAAACUGCAUCUCAUGAAUAAAGUUGAACAAAAUUGACGUGAAGCGUUUGAAUUAUAUUUUAAAUACAAAGUAAAAACGAUUUAAAUGUACUAGACAGCAUUAU